Messenger RNA from Acytostelium subglobosum LB1, 1605 nucleotides. RefSeq lists its product as hypothetical. Gene Ontology annotation, molecular function: actin binding. NCBI's taxonomy places the organism in Eukaryota, Evosea, Eumycetozoa, Acytosteliales, Acytosteliaceae. The record is from RefSeq and is a predicted model, not a curated record. The transcript has 5 exons. Bases 1 to 1605 code for a protein of 534 amino acids.
AUGGAUUCUACCUAUCAAUCAGUGUUGCUUAAUAACACAUGGUCAAUUAUUGAUAACAAGUUUAACAUCACUGAUGUUGGUAAUGACUUGGCCGACUUGUCCAAGCACCUCUAUGAGAAUUUGUUGUUAAAGGCAUUUGUCCGUGAUACCGAAUCCAAUCGAUUCCUACUCUGUUGGUGGGAGGGUACCAAGGUUGCACAUCAACUACGUGCUCAAUUCCGUGACACAUUAUUAUCCACCAUAGUUGCAUUCUCAAAUACAAUUGAUAUUGGAGGUGCAUACCAGAUAUGCCACAAGUUCAAUGAUGAGGAGGAGUUUAAUGAACAGAUUGACAAGUCCACGUAUAAUGGAUUCCAAUUGUUUGAUCAAUUGCCAAUGUUACAACCAAAUGAAUGGUUUGUCUUUGGUUACAACAGUGAGAGAAUGCUACAGUCCAUCUCUGGACAAUCCGGCCAUGACCUCAUGAUGAUGUUCACUCCCAAUCAUUCAAACUCUAUACUCUACCGAAAGAGUGAAAAUGAGUACUUCUAUCUAUUAUGGGAGGGACACAAGACUAGACCAAUCGAGCGUGUCAAGUUUACUUCCAUGUCCGCAACAGUAUUCCUCAUGUUCAAGCAUCUUUAUGACAAGAUAAGAGUGAUCAAGUUGUAUGAGGGAUAUAAUCAUGAAUGGUUGGCUAGUGUGUUGGGACCAGAGUUCAGGGUUAGACCUGAUAUCCCCAAGCCAGAACCAGUUGUCCGUGUUCCAGAGCCAGUUGCUAUGCCAAUGCCAUUGACUAAGCCAACUCCAGCUCCAGUCUCAACCCCAGUGCCACUGCCAGUCCAUGUGGAGGAGCCAGUGCACAUUGAGCCAGUGAUCAAACAAUCAAUCCUUGGCGAUGACUUUGAGUUUGCCAAACAGAGAAGAUUCGAUUGGGCUCAUAGAUCAGUCCAGAACUCACCAGUAUCCAUGGUCUCAAGACGCAUCGGCAGUCUCUCAAUCCCAUCGUCACCAAUCGUGGACAAGGGCUACACAUUCACCAAGCCAGAGCCAGUCGUCGAGGUCAUCGCAGUGCCAGAGCCAGUCGUCGAGAUGAUCGCCCUGCCCGAGCCAGAGCCAGUGAUCUCCAAGGUACACGAUGUCAAGUACUGCAACUUCCACGAUAUUGAGCAUGCUCUCAGUGACUUUAACAAGGGCCACGUCAACUGGGUCAUGCUCGGCUUUAGCACCAAGGUCGCCGGCGCACUCACACUGGUAGGCAAGGGCACCAAGGGUCUGUCCGAGAUGAAGGAGCUGCUCCUCGACAACACGGUCCGCUUCAGCGUCUACCGCGUCAACUUUGACGACAAGCGCAGUGCAUUCAACCAGGACAUUGCCAUCGAUAGCAACCGCCAGAGGACCUGUCUGGUCGAGUGGCACGGCAAGCGCUCGAGCGCCAGCCAAAAGGCCAAGCGUGUGACCAUCAUCAAGCCCGUCUACAACAUGAUCUCCGAGAAGGUAUUGUUGCACGGAGAGUUCGAGGUUGAUGAGCACGAUGACAUCUCCGACAAGGCCGUCAUCCAAAAGGUCACCAGUUUCAGAAACGAUGUUCAAUACCAACACAUCAUCGAGCCAUCUGAGGCUUAA